This is a messenger RNA of Sorex fumeus (smoky shrew), 1765 nucleotides long. It is a transcript of the gene RBM17, whose product is annotated as RNA binding motif protein 17. Gene Ontology annotation, molecular function: RNA binding. Lineage: Eukaryota; Metazoa; Chordata; Mammalia; Eulipotyphla; Soricidae. The transcript has 12 exons. The record is from RefSeq and is a predicted model, not a curated record. Bases 112 to 1347 code for a protein of 411 amino acids. Gene Ontology annotation, cellular component: precatalytic spliceosome. Gene Ontology annotation, biological process: alternative mRNA splicing, via spliceosome; mRNA cis splicing, via spliceosome.
CUCGCGCAGGGGUUGGCGCCGGCGCCGUCGCGUCCCGGCUCCGAGCGCGCCCCGCGCUGCGUCCGCGGCCCAUGGGAGAGCGGCCGGGCGCGCCGGCGUCCCGCGGAAACCAUGUCCUUGUACGACGAUCUGGGCGUGGAGACGAGCGACUCCAAGACCGAGGGCUGGUCCAAGAACUUCAAGCUCCUGCAGUCGCAGCUGCAGGUGAAGAAGGCGGCGCUGACGCAGGCCAAGAGCCAGAGGACAAAGCAGAGCACUGUCCUCGCCCCCGUCAUCGACCUCAAGCGAGGCGGCUCCUCGGAUGAGCGGCAGAUCGUGGACACCCCGCCACACGUGGCUGCCGGCCUCAAGGAUCCGGUUCCCAGUGGCUUCUCCGCGGGGGAAGUUCUGAUUCCUCUGGCUGACGAGUAUGACCCCAUGUUUCCCAACGACUACGAGAAAGUGGUGAAGCGCCAGAGGGAAGAGCGGCAGCGGCAGCGGGAGCUGGAGCGACAGAAGGAGAUAGAGGAGAGGGAGAAACGGCGCAAAGACAGACAUGAAUCCAGUGGCUUCUCCCGGAGACCAGACCCGGAUUCUGAUGAAGAUGAGGACUAUGAGCGAGAGAGGAGGAAAAGAAGCCUGGGAGGAGCUGCCAUCGCGCCCCCCACAUCGUUGGUGGAGAAGGACAAAGAGCUGCCCCGAGACUUCCCCUACGAGGAGGAGUCGCGGCCGCGCUCACAGUCGUCCAAAGCCGCCAUCCCUCCGCCCGUGUAUGAGGAGCAGGACAGGCCCAGGUCCCCUCCUGGGCCUGGGAACUCCUUCCUUGCCAACAUGGGUGGCACGGUUGCACAUAAAAUCAUGCAGAAGUAUGGCUUCCGGGAGGGCCAGGGGCUCGGCAAGCAUGAGCAGGGCCUGAGCACGGCGCUGUCGGUGGAGAAGACGAGUAAGCGAGGAGGCAAGAUCAUUGUGGGGGACGCCACAGAGAAAGGAGGCUCGCCACCUCGGCCGGGCUUCCCAGAUGCUUCCAAGAAGUCAGACUCAAACCCACUGACAGAAAUCCUUAAGUGCCCUACCAAAGUGGUCCUGCUCAGGAACAUGGUUGGUGCAGGAGAGGUAGAUGAAGACUUGGAAGUUGAAACCAAGGAAGAAUGUGAAAAAUAUGGCAAAGUUGGGAAAUGUGUGAUAUUUGAAAUCCCCGGCGCCCCUGACGAUGAAGCAGUCCGGAUAUUCUUGGAGUUCGAGCGGGUGGAGUCGGCCAUCAAAGCUGUGGUCGACCUGAAUGGGAGGUACUUCGGCGGACGGGUGGUCAAAGCAUGCUUCUACAAUUUGGAUAAAUUCAGGGUCCUGGAUUUGGCAGAGCAAGUGUGAUUGUAGGAUCAGGCACAAGGCAUCCCUGCCGACCCCAAACUGAGCCUCGGAGCGCAUGGAGGAGAGAGGCACGAGCUGCCCGCCGGGCUGCCGGGCAGACGCGAAAGACUUCUAGGAUAUAUGUUGAUUGAUCCCUUUUUUAUUUUAUGGUUUUUUAAUAUAGUAUAAAAAUCCUUUGAAAAAACCUCUGUGUGCCUCUGGUUCUCUCCUUCACUGCUCCUGAGCUGGUCAUGUGCUUUGCUUGGACUCUGGUAUUCUGAAGUGCUUUGAUGAACCAGCGUUUCUUGCACCCGAAUCUCAGACAGCUCUGCCACCUGGAUUGUGUUCGUUUAUCCUUUGCUCUUGUUUUGGCUCCUUUUAUACCUCUUGGGUGUUGGAUGGCAGCUUCACAAACCACGUAAUAAAGUAUCAUUUUGGC